UAAAGAGAUAAGUUUUUAAUCUACAUUUAAACUGGGAAAAUGUGUCUGAGCCCUGAACACUUUCAGGAAGACUAUUCCAAAGUUUUAGACACACAGCGGUAACCAAUUUUGUAAAUAAACCUCUUAACUGUAAAGUAAUAAAAUAACACUGACUCUUUGUGCCAUACAACGUAGUUUAUUUGUGACUGCAAAAAAACUUCAGGUUGUCUGAACAAGAGAAGUUUUAUGAAGAAUAUAUUAGUUACUCAUAUUUGACACGUUAAUUCUAGUUCUUACAGAUUCAUUAAAAACAAAGUGAAACUAUAAUUAUUAAGCAUAUGUGACUGGUUUAAGUAAUAUAACUGAUUAUAAUAAGGCAUUAAAGACUAAAGAGAUUUUAAAGUAGACAUUUAAUUGCAAACAAUCAGACAAAGGAUGCAAAAUAUAUCUUAUUUUGAUGAAAAUUACACGAUGAUUUAUUUUUGAUUUAAUAACACUAGCGGCAAUACAGAACAGGAAAUGGUAUGAUUUCACACAUGAGUUGUAAAGCGUGAACCACGGGCACCAGUGUUGCACGUUGGAGACGCGUGGUAAAAACCGAUCUACGAUUAAAAUGCAGGUCAACGUGACUUGUGAAGACAUUUCCUUAGGCACUGAAUACAAAUACACUGCACCAGCACUAGGUUCCCUACAGCAGAUGGACACUGAAGUCACAUGGCAAGCACCGGAUUACAAAGUGCUGGGACAUUCAAACUUUCUAAUUCUUCCGUUCUGUGAGACUGGGAUUCGACUCACUGUACGCCUUUUUAAUCCAACCAAACUGUUGGAAUACAUUUUUAAUGUAAUCAACAGCACCAGACCAACCUCUGAUUCUUCUGAAACCCCUGAGGGACACAGUGGUUUCAUCAUCAUCACCACCACCAUCACCACCAUCAUAGUUGUGCUUCUGAGCUUGCUUUUGAUUGGAGGCCUGUUUAGAUUGACACGAAGGGAGAGAUGUAGAGACUGGUGGAGAUCAGCAUGUAGGUGUGUGUUUACUAGAGUGGAAAGUCACAAUAUCCCACUGGAGGAGGUUGAAGCAGGCAACCGUGAAAUUCAACCACUGAAUAUUAAAAACCCAAACCAUGACCAUGCUGUGAGUGCUGAUCAGAAUGGUGAUCCUGGGAGGAUGUUGAUACAAGAUCAGACAUCAGAGAGUGAUAAAGGACCUCAAUUACCAAGCAACCAAAACAACGGGGAUUGUGCUACGUUGAACAUGAACGGCUAUGGAAAUGACGGGAUGAAGAAAUGUAGAAGCUCAAACUGCUGAAAACGAACGACGUUGUUUCAGUGUAAGAGUUUUACUGGUGUUUAUAUAAAUACCUUUAACCUGUAUGUAUGGGGAAGUCGUGGCCUAAUGGUUAGAGAGUUUGACUCCUAACCCUAAGGUUGUGGGUUCGAGUCUUGGGCCGGCAAUACCAUGACUGAGGUGCAAACCCCCCCAACUGCUCUCCGGGCACCGCAGCAUAAAUGGCUGCCCACUGCUCUGGUUGUGUGUUCACGGUGUGUGUGUGUGUGUUCACUGCUGUGUGUGUGCACUUUGGAUGGGUUAAAUGCAGAGAACGAAUUCUGAGUAUGGGUCACCGUGUGUGGGUGUGUAGAGUUUAGAUGUUUUAUCUUUAUUUAUUGAGGAUUACAGUUCAGCUUCAGUGCCUCUGUCCUUCCUGCACUUCAGUCACUGUAUUUUUCUGCACUUUUCCAUUAACUUUUUUUAAAUUUUGAUCUUUUCUCAGAUAUCAAAUAGGUAAAUCAAUAGAUUUCAAUCCAAUGUGCAAUGUUUUUAUGCAAAUGUGUUAAUACUCUUACAAUGCACAACUUUUCAGACUUUGUAGUAAUUUUGUGAAGCUCAUAAUUCUGUUAGAAAACAUCACUGAUAUUAAAAAAGGGUGAAAACUGCAUUUUAUACAAAUGUUGGUCAAGUAACUACAGUAUUUUUAAACUGUCCCUUAAUCUUGUACUGUUAAUUAAAAUUUACAGAACCAAAUAUCUGUAUUCUGUAACUUAAAUUAUAAUUCCUGUUAAUAAGAGAUUAUUAUAGAGAUUAUAUUGAUAUUUCAAGAAUAUUUAUUUAUUUUGUUAAUAUUCCUUCACAAUAUUUUAUGCUGGCAUUAAGAAAUAUGUGGAAUUUAUUUAUUUAUUCAUUUACAAAUGAAGGAGCAUUUUAAAUCUCUGAAUGUAUCAUUAAUGUGCUGCUGAUGUUUUAAUCAAACCCAGUAAAUAAAAUAGAAUUUAUAAUCUGGAAAUCUGAAUUUCUUUUUAGAUUUAAUUUCACUGAGUAGUGGUGAUGUUUUUAGCACAAUUAUGAUCAGUCAUUUUAAGCUUUCAUCAAACAGCAAGUGAACAUCUUUUGCUUCUUCUGACCAAACUUUAAUCUGUAACUUUACUCUUGAAUUUUUAUCAUCUUUUUAAAUAAAAAAACAAACCCA
Tachysurus vachellii is the source of this 2444-nucleotide messenger RNA. RefSeq lists its product as uncharacterized. The transcript has 10 exons. The record is from RefSeq and is a predicted model, not a curated record. Bases 593 to 1288 code for a protein of 231 amino acids. Lineage: Eukaryota; Metazoa; Chordata; Actinopteri; Siluriformes; Bagridae.